This is a messenger RNA of Capronia coronata CBS 617.96, 1824 nucleotides long. RefSeq lists its product as uncharacterized. Gene Ontology annotation, biological process: positive regulation of transcription by RNA polymerase II. The transcript has 4 exons. Gene Ontology annotation, molecular function: DNA-binding transcription factor activity; transcription cis-regulatory region binding. Bases 1 to 1824 code for a protein of 607 amino acids. Gene Ontology annotation, cellular component: nucleus. The record is from RefSeq and is a predicted model, not a curated record. NCBI's taxonomy places the organism in Eukaryota, Fungi, Ascomycota, Eurotiomycetes, Chaetothyriales, Herpotrichiellaceae.
AUGUCUACGAAAAGCAUGAGAUGGCAAAAACCUGCCAGCCGGCAACGUCCCCGCCCGCACAGUGACGGGUCGCCCAAAGCCUUCAAGAUGGGCAAGAUGAUGCCAGACAACGUAGAACGAUCUGGCAAAAGACCCAGGUACGGUCGCGCCCAAGACGCAAGCUCUGGCAGCAACAGACAUUCGCUUUCUCCCCCAGCCGCUGGUGCCCAAGCCCAGAGAGAGACGGCCGACGACCUCAAUGAGUCACAGCCGGGUUCGAACGCUCCUAUGAUGUCUAUGUCGCCGCGAGCGGUCCCCGACAUGCCCGAGGGCAUGCAGGACAAAAGCAACAGUAUCCCGACGACGACAAUGUUGGACAUGGACUAUAAUAACCCUUUCCCUGAUUUGGACUACGACUUGGACCAGGAAUCGAUGCUGAGGUCACAGUUCAAUAUGUACAAACUCACCGCUCAGUGGCAGAAAGACCUAUCUGACAAUCCUUCCACGAAUCAGGAAUCUCUGGACUGGAUGCCCACCGACAGCGGCCAAGGGUAUUAUGGCAUUCCUUUCAUGAACUUCUCUGCCACCGAUGUGGAACCCAUCACACCCGGCACCUCACAGGUUCCUGACAUCAGCUCCCCUUCGAAGUCUACGCCAUCAGCAAAUGAUCGCUUCACAGCCCUGUUGAAUAUGUAUGAUCGAGUAUUUUGUAUUCACCCCGUCACCAUUGACCUUGAAGUGAACCCAUUUCGCUGCAGCAAGGACACUUCGCUCGGGUCGGCGCAUCUCUUGCAUGCCAUCCUGGCUCUUUCCGUCCAUCAUCUUGGACGGAUAACGGGAGAGAUGCAUCUGAGUAAAGAAGUGAUCACCCACAAAGAAAUGGCCACGGAGCUUUAUAAGAACGCCUUGAGAGGCCCGACGGUCUCUUCAAUGGGUCUCGCCUUGCUCGACACCGCCGUGAUCCUGUUCGCAUUAGAUGCCGCGCAGUCAGCAUUCGGAAAUUGGAAUAAGCAGCUAGAGCAGGUCCUUCGACUUACAGAAAUGUUUGGAGGUUGUGAAGCGCUGCGCCAGUCUUCACGAGUUCGAGCGCAGUUAGCAAUGUUUAUAUGGUGGGAUACGACUGUCUCCUUGCUUUCUCGCAUGCCACGGACAAUUCCAGCAUCAUAUUUCCACGUGCUUCGCGAAGAUGGCGAACAUGAUCCUUGGGACUUCUUCAGCCUGGUUGGAUGCCCUUCGACUUUGGUGGCAUACCUCACCGAGCUGAGCGACCUGGCCGCUGAACAGGAGAAGACCCGAAAGAUGACUUGGGCCAAAUUCGAUCCGUCAAGGGUCAUUGAGAUUCAGUGCGAAGUUAAGGCAUGGACGGACGAACGCUUUGUAAACAUCAGGGAGGAAGACGCAGACAAGAUGCAAUACAAACGCGAUUGUUAUCACUGCGCCGAGGCCUGGAAAUCCGCCAUUCUCCUCUACAUUGUUCAGGUGUUUCACCCAGGCGGUCCUCAGCGCGAAAAGCAGACGCUGUCCUACCUGUCACGGGUCACUCUGGAUCACGUCCGCUGUUGUCGCAAGACCAACACGGUCCAGAAGCAACUGCUGCUUCCCGUGUUCCUCGCAGGCUGUGAGGCUUCUGGGGCGGACUCUAGAAUGCAAGCGAAGGAUUAUUGCACUUGGUGGAACGAGAAGAGUGCAUACGGAAUGUUCUCCAGCGUGGCCGCCUUGUUAGAGCUGCUCUGGGCAAGGCAACUCAUCAAUGGAGACGAUAGUAUAUUCUGGGGCGACGUUAUCGACGAGAAGGUCACCAGUGCCUCAAAGGGCAAGAACGACAUACAAUGCUUACUGGGCUGA